This is a messenger RNA of Tympanuchus pallidicinctus (lesser prairie-chicken), 2611 nucleotides long. It is a transcript of the gene GALNT18, whose product is annotated as polypeptide N-acetylgalactosaminyltransferase 18. Lineage: Eukaryota; Metazoa; Chordata; Aves; Galliformes; Phasianidae. Bases 474 to 2297 code for a protein of 607 amino acids. The transcript has 11 exons. Gene Ontology annotation, cellular component: Golgi apparatus. The record is from RefSeq and is a predicted model, not a curated record.
CAAGCCCCGCUCUUCGGCGAGCCGCUUCCCUGGUCUGAUUCUGGAGCUGCGGCCGGUCGCGAUGGGAAGCGGCGUCGGAGGGAACAAAGUUUGCAACAUUUGGGCACUCGGCUGCUCGCGGCCGUGAUGCUCGCGGUGGGAAUCGGUGCCUGAGGGAGCGGCAGCAGCCGGGCGGUCGGCACGCCCUGCUCUCUGCCGCCGAUGCCGCUAGCGCAAAGUUAUUUAGCGCUAUUUUCGUGUGCUAAAAUCCUGGAUUCUAAUUAUCAGCCCUCCCCGCCCCCACCUCUCCUCCUAGGUAGGCGACAAAUAUUUUUCUUCUGUGGAUCGCAGAACUUUUGGCGUGGAAAUUUACUGACUUCUGAGAGGUCACCGUUUCGGGGAAAGGGGGAAAGGAUUUGUUUUCAUCGCAGUUGAUUUUAUUUUAUUUUAUUUUGGAUCGCAGGAUUUUUGGAGCUAUAUGGAGCGAUCUCAGGAUGGUGUGCACCAGGAAAACCAAAACUUUAGUGUCCACUUGCGUGAUUUUGAGUGGAAUGACUAACAUCGUCUGCCUGCUGUACGUGGGCUGGGUCACCAACUACAUCGCCAGCGUUUAUGUGAAAGUGCAAGAGCCGAUCUCAGAAAAAAAGUUAGAGGAAAGCAAAGAGGACACUUUACGGAUUAUAGAAAGGCUGGACCAUUUGGAAAAUGUCAUCAAGCAGCACAUACAAGAAGCUCCACCAAAACCUGAAGAAAAUCCUGCUGAGGCAUUCACUGACUCAUCUCUCUUUGCUCAUUGGGGCCAGGAUCUCAGUCCUGAAAACAGACGUAUUGCACUUAAACAGUUCCAGUAUUACGGCUACAAUGCGUACCUGAGUGAUCGCCUGCCACUGGACAGGCGCCUGCCUGACCUUAGACCUAAUGGGUGCAGAAACCUUACGUUUCCUGACAGACUUCCUGAGGUCAGCAUUGUAUUCAUAUUUGUUAAUGAAGCUCUCUCAGUGAUUCUGCGCUCUAUUCAUUCCGCUAUUGACCGGACUCCAGCUCACCUGCUCAAAGAGAUUAUUUUAGUUGAUGAUAACAGUAAUAAUGAAGAACUCAAAGAGAAACUAAAGAAGUAUGUUGAUGAAGUGAAUGCCCGUAAGCCUGGUUUCAUCAAGGUUGUCCGACACAACAAACAAGAGGGGCUGAUUAGAUCUCGAGUCAGUGGAUGGAGAGUAGCCACAGCACCAGUAGUUGCUCUCUUUGAUGCCCAUGUGGAAUUCAAUGUGGGAUGGGCUGAACCAGUGCUCUCUAGGAUAAAGGAAAACAGAAAAAGGGUCAUUUCUCCAUCAUUUGAUAACAUUAAGUAUGAUAAUUUUGAAAUAGAAGAAUAUCCCCUCUCAGCACAAGGGUUUGACUGGGAGCUAUGGUGUCGUUACCUGAACCCCCCUAAGUCAUGGUGGAAACUGGAGAACACAACUGCUCCAAUAAGAAGUCCUGCAUUAAUUGGGUGCUUCAUAGUAGACCGAGAAUAUUUCCAAGAGAUUGGCUUACUAGAUGAAGGCAUGGAAGUAUAUGGAGGAGAGAAUGUGGAACUUGGAAUCAGGGUGUGGCAGUGUGGAGGAAGCGUUGAGGUUCUGCCUUGCUCCAGGAUUGCUCACAUUGAAAGAGCGCAUAAACCAUACACAGAAGAUCUAACUGCUCACGUUCGGAGAAAUGCACUGAGGGUGGCUGAAGUCUGGAUGGAUGAAUUUAAGAGCCAUGUCUAUAUGGCAUGGAAUGUACCCCAAGAGGACUCUGGAAUUGAUAUUGGUGAUAUUUCUGAGAGGAAGGCCCUGAGGAAGAAGCUUCAGUGCAAGACUUUUAGGUGGUAUCUUGUCAGUGUGUACCCAGAAAUGAGAAUGUAUUCAGAUACUGUCGCCUAUGGGGUGUUGCAGAAUUCCUUGAAAAAUGAUUUGUGCCUUGAUCAAGGACCAGACACAGAGAAUAUCCCAAUCAUGUAUAUCUGCCAUGGAAUGACACCACAGAAUGUUUAUUACACAAGCAAUCAGCAGCUCCAUGUGGGUGUUUUGAGUCCCACUAUUGACGAUGAUGACAACAGAUGCCUGGUGGAUGUGAACAGCAGGCCCAGGCUCAUUGAAUGCAAUUACGCCAAAGCCAAGAGAAUGAAGCUUUACUGGCAGUUUACUCAGGGAGGCCCAAUCCAGAACCGAAAAUCCAAGCGUUGCCUGGAACUGCAGGAAAACAAUGAAAAUGAAUUUGGAUUUCAACUCGUCCUCCAGAAAUGCACUGGACAACGCUGGUCUAUAACAAAUGUCUUGAAAAGCUUGUCAUCAUAACAGACUGCAUUUUUUUACCCAUUCCUUUUGCUACUGUGUAGCAAAUACUGAAUUGUUGCCUGCUGUACUGCGUUUCUUUCCUCCCUGUUCCUUCUCUCCUUUCUGUCCCUUUGAUUUUAUUCUGUGAGUGUGUGGAAAUUGGGUUUGUGAGCCGGAAACAGACAUUUUAUUUUACAAUUAUGUUUCCAUUGCAUUUAUAGAGGUGUUGAAUGAUAGGUGAUGGGUAGGCUAUCCUAAAGUAUUUUACAUCUGUAAAUAGAAAACAAAUGGAGAAUAUUUAUAACUCAAGCUUUUAUUGAAUAAAAAAACCCCAA